AUGGCUGCGCGCCGGACUACCACAUGUGCGUCAAGACGACGUACCGCCAGGCUGGGGCUUUCUCAUUCUUCUUCUUUAAGGUAUGUGCCUUCACGCCCCUCUCCCUCCUACUUCACCUCCCCACCUCCUCUUGCCCCCUUCCUCUCGUCCCCUUCCUCUCGCCCCUCUCGUCUCGCCUAUUUGGGUGGCCUAGCUGGGUGGACUGCGGCUUCCCUCCUUUCUUUCUACCACAUGUGCGUCAAGACGGCAUACCGCCAGGCGGGAGCUUUCUCAUUCUUCUUUUUCAAGGUCUACCUACCGGGAACAGGCCCUUUCUUUGACAUUGCCAUGAAGCUGGGAGCCUUUCUUUCUUACUUUGAAGUGCCAGAACACGGCCCUUUCUUCGACAUUGCCAUGAAGCUGGGAGCCUUUGCGGCUAAGCUGUACAGGCGAGUGAAGCCGUCCAAGUACAGGAAGCGCAAGGACUAUGCCAGUAUCGAGCUGGCCACUAUGGAGUCUCGAAGCCUGGCCGCCACCUUCCUUGCUGCGUUCGGCGAGCCCGUCAGCAACGACAGCCGCACGCACGUCACAUUGGUCUCCCCGCAUGCCCAGGACAAGCAAGCAGCAUUCUCCACCUUCCGCGCCUCCCACUCAGUGAUGAGCCAGCCCAUUGGGAAAGCAGCGAGAGCUCUGGUAUCAGCAGUGAGGCUGCUAGACACGGUGGUGAAUGUGGAGGACUUGGCCAAGUACAACCCGUCGGGAGUGCUCAACAUGGUGGUCUCCUUCGGCCACCCCAUGUGCCGCAACGCCGUACGAUUACUAGACACGGUGGUGAACGUGGAGGACUUGGCCAAGUACGACCCGUCGGGAGUGCUCAACAUGGUGGUGUCGUUCGGCCACCCCAUGUGCCGCGAUGAGAGAGGGGAUGCGGGAAGGGACACGAGGGGGAGGGAUAAAAGGUCCAAGGGUUUGAAAUGGGAGGACUUGGCCAAAUACCACCCGUCAGGGGUGCUUGAUAUGGUCGUGGCGUUCGGCCACCCCAUGUGCCGCGAUGGUGAGAGCGGUUGGAUGUGGGUGGCAGGACAGUAUGGGGGGACAGGGCCUUGUGGGUGGGGUGGUGGGGAAAGCAGAGCAGAGCACUGCUCUGCCCUGCCUUUUGGAGGGCAGAGCAGUGUGGUGAGAGGGGAAAGGGACAGGCAGCACACGCCACGUGCUGAGCACACACACACACACCAUGUUGGCAUGGCACAUGUUGCUCUAGAGUGCUCCACUCCACAUAGUGCUGCCCUUUGGCCAACCCGUUACCCAUGUGCCAUGAUGAUGCCUGCGUCAAGUGUGUAA
Molecule: messenger RNA, 1320 nt
Organism: Closterium sp. Naga37s-1
Lineage: Eukaryota; Viridiplantae; Streptophyta; Zygnematophyceae; Desmidiales; Closteriaceae
Source: the annotation of a GenBank genome assembly